AUGAAGAACGUCGUCUCUCUUUCCUUGCUUGCCAUGGCCACCUUGGCGGUGGCCGACCAUGAUUCGCACAAGCCAAGCCAGGCGCCUCAGAGCUGGACCACCAGCACCGUCACCCUGACCUCGACCUCGACCUUCCUCGAGUGCCCAACCGCGACCCCGGACUGCCCCAUCAAGAAGCCCAGCACUACUACCGUCGUCGUCGUCACCACCACCGUGUGCCCCGUCGCCAGCACGACCUUGCCGCCCCCUCCGCCGCCGCCCAAGACCACAGCGUCUCCUCCUCCUCCUCCUCCCCCGCCCUCCUCGCAGCCGCCCAAGACGACCGGAGCUCCCCUUCCUGCUCCUCCUUCGCCUUCUCCCCCGUCGGCACCUCCCGCAUCCAGCGGCUACCCUCCCAAAACCACCUUGGUCCCGCAGCCGCAGCCGCCCGCCCCCUCGACCACGACUUCUGCGCCGCCCAUCGUCACCGCUGCCGCCAACGCUCAGCGUGCCGGUGGCGUGCUGGCCGUCGUUGCUCUGGCCGCCGCCAUGCUCUAA
Messenger RNA from Pyricularia pennisetigena, 537 nucleotides. RefSeq lists its product as uncharacterized. Bases 1 to 537 code for a protein of 178 amino acids. The transcript is spliced from 2 exons. The record is from RefSeq and is a predicted model, not a curated record. Lineage: Eukaryota; Fungi; Ascomycota; Sordariomycetes; Magnaporthales; Pyriculariaceae.